CCACCACCAAAAAGCUGUGCUGAGUCCCCUGAUUUCAAGAGCAAUCUAGGAACCUUGACGAGAAUGGAGCUUCACAGCUCAGAUAUCGCGAGUUUCAAGAGAGAGCUUCUUCUAUCACUCCUAGUCUUGGUUCUGUCUCUAGCCACUGUGUCCACGACUUCCACUUCGUCUCAGGGAAUCAAUUUCAGCUUCCGGACUUUCAACGACAAUAGUAUUCAACUCCAAGGCGAUGCGUCGGUUUCGAGUGACUCCAUCCGACUUACGGAGGCCGAUCGAGACCAGAACCUCAAUCGGAGCAUGGGGUGGGCCACGUACCGUGAGCCGAUGCACCUUUGGGAUAAGGCAACAGGGAAUGUAGCGGAUUUCACCACCCAAUUCACCUUCGUCAUCAAUUCUCAAGGAGCAUCCAGUUUUGCCGAUGGAUUGACCUUCUUUCUUGUCCCCGAAGGGUCUCAACUUCCGGCAAACUCAUCGGGACGCUACCUCGCUCUUUUAAAUCCCAACCGCGACCCUUCCAAUUCUUCAACUUCUUUUGUAGCUGUCGAGUUCGACACUUUCCACAACAACGAUAUCAAUGCCAGGGACCCGAAUUGUUCCCAAGUUACCCAUGUCGGAAUAGACUUGAAUAAUCUCACUUCCACGGUCUAUAGCUGCAUCGAUUGGUUCAAGGAUAAAAUCAUGAGCGGCGGGCGGAUCAAUGCUACGAUAGCGUACAAUUCUAGCACACAGAACUUGAGCGUUCUUAUGAUAGACGCCGAUGCCAUGGGUACCGACAUAAAUUCCUCCGGUAUCUAUGACAUAGUCAACAUCACCAAGUAUUUGCCGGAGUGGGUGACUUUCGGUUUCUCGGCUACCACGGGUAGGCUGUUUGAGUUGCACACUAUUGAGGCAUGGGAAUUCAGCUCUAAUGUGCAAGUGGCUGGAAAAAAGAGCAAGUUAUGGCUAUGGGCUACCUUAGGCUCAGGUUCUUUCGUUUUGCUCAUUCUUGCUCUAGCCUUUAUUUGGUUUCGUCGCCGUUCGAAGAGAAAGGGAACUUACAUGAGCGAAGAAGAAGAUGAUCUGGCAAUCGAUGAAGAAUUCGAGCAGGUGCCAGGGCCCAAGAAAUUCUACUACAAGGACUUGGUCGCGGCUACUGACAAUUUCGCAAUGGAACGGUUACUUGGGGAAGGAGGCUUUGGGAGAGUGUAUGAAGGUUACUUGACCAGCGUGAAUGCUCAUGUCGCAAUCAAGAAGAUCAGCCCGGGAUCAAGACAAGGGAUAAAGGAGUACGCCACCGAAGUGAAGACCAUAAGCCGGCUCCGGCACAGAAACUUAGUCCAACUCAUCGGAUGGUGCCAUGAGAAGAAGGAACUCCUCCUUAUCUAUGAAUACAUGUCAAACGGUAGUCUCGAUUCUCAUCUAUUCAAAGAACGAACCUUCUUGCCGUGGAAGAAACGGUACAAAAUCGCGCAGGGCACAGCCUCGGCAUUGCUCUACCUUCAUGAAGAAUGGGAACAGUGCGUCGUGCACCGCGAUAUAAAGUCCAGCAAUAUCAUGCUCGAUGAUAAUUUCAAUGCUAAAUUAGGGGACUUUGGUUUGGCUAGGCUAGUCGACCAUGCCAAAGGGUUGCAAACGACGGUGUUGGCCGGAACCAUGGGCUAUAUGGCUCCCGAAUGCGUUUACACGGGCAAGGCGAGUAGGGAAUCGGACGUCUAUAGCUUCGGAGUCGUCCUGUUAGAAAUAGCUUGCGGUAGAAAAGUCAUCGAGCCGAGGGCUGAGGAUGGCCAAGUUCGGCUGGUGGACUGGGUUUGGGAGCUGUACGGGACCGGGAGGAUACUCAAUGCGGCGGAGUCGAAACUUGGUACCGAUUUCGACAAAAAGCAACUGGAGUGCACGAUGGUCGUAGGGCUGUGGUGCGCUCAUCCGGAUCACACUGGCCGUCCUUCCAUUAGAGACGCCUUAAACGUUCUCAACUUCAAUGCCCCGCCGCCCGUUCUCCCAUCGAAAUUGCCGGUCCCUACAUACCAGGCGCCUCGAUCCACAAUGUCUACAGAAUCAAUUGUUCAUGCCACCUCGACCAGCCGCACCGAAGUGUCCACAUUUACUACCUCUUCUAUACAAUCCUCUCAUUUAGCUUCACCUGCAUUGCUCUCAAAUACAAUAUGAAUUCCUCCUUUCCGUGUAAAUUUUUUUCGAUAAUCACUUUCGACGGUAAAUUGCCCUUCAAAAUUUGAUGUCAGAUGUAAUCUGCUUUCAUAUAAUUGCUUCAUGUGUC
Molecule: messenger RNA, 2254 nt
Organism: Rhodamnia argentea
Lineage: Eukaryota; Viridiplantae; Streptophyta; Magnoliopsida; Myrtales; Myrtaceae
Product: L-type lectin-domain containing receptor kinase IX.1-like
Exons: 1
Coding region: 64-2145 (693 amino acids)
Biological process (GO): protein phosphorylation
Cellular component (GO): plasma membrane
Molecular function (GO): carbohydrate binding; protein kinase activity; ATP binding
Source: RefSeq, a predicted model, not a curated record